ACAAUGGAUGUAUGUAUGCGUGAGUCAUUGAAAAGUGUACGAAUCAGGUGAAGCAUGAACGUUAUACUGAGCGUCGUGAACAGCGAUAUCUUGUCACUGAGAGGAUGAAUUUUUUCGUUAUUUUACUUAUAUUCCACGGAAUAAGUUGGACGGUAUCUCAACUCCGCAUCCCGGACGAACUUAAGGAAUGUUACGUGAAUAAUAACAUGCACCAUUUUCAUCUUCCCAUGAACAUGCGCGUGCUCUUGGACAUUAUUCGCAAAGCAGAGACGUAUUCCUACACUACGAUGGAUAUCAGAACAAUGUCAUCUUCCUUAAUACACAGAUUUAAGCUUGAUGGCAUCAAACAUUAUAAAGAUGUACAAGAAAGGGAUGGAAUACUUCCUUUUGGGCAGUCUGGAAGACAAAAUAUCAAAUAUAAAUUGAUAAAGGAAUUAGUUCCAGGAAAAUCGGAAUUCUUUCCGUUCGACGCGCUCACGGCGAUAGAACGGUGCACUUUACAUCAAGCUAUCUCAAAUACAAUAAUGAAAGAAGAUUCACGUGGCAUGAAUACAUUAUGUGAAGACAUCGGACAGAAAUUAACAGGCUUUGGAUAUUGUGAUAUAGGUAGAAUUUUAUAUGCCAAUCUGUGGAAUUGUCCGAGGGAAUACGGAGUGAUUCUUACGUCGUAUGGAACUAUUGCUCCAGGUGCUAUUAUAGGAGCCAUCGCUGCUUCUCUUGAGCAUCAGAAUGUUGGAUUAGAUGAAAUCAUUAACGCAAUAAAGAAAUCUGGAUUAGAUGAAAGCAUUAACAAUUUCGAAAAACCUACCACUAUAGCUAGCGUGACUUACAUUGAAGACGUUGACUUUAUUGUACCAAGAAAUGAAAUAAUUCAUGAUAGAUCAAUGCCACAUCUUUACUCGCUUGAGCCACUAAAAUUAGACAACGUAUGGCUAACAACGAUUGCAGGUGAUCUAGCAGAGAUGACAGUAUACCAAGGACCUAUAUUAUACUCCGAUAUGGAACUUGGAGCCACCGGAUUUUGGAAUAACACUAUACGUCCUGGUGUUUAUUAUUUAAAAAAUCAAAAUGGUUACUUUGAUGCCACUCGUGCUGAGAUAGUCGGUGAUAUCGAUGGUCUCAUCAUAGCGAAUAAAGUACACACCUGGGUAAACGACUUUUACAGUCUUCGUUUGAGUCAAAUUCUUGAUAUGUAUUACUCCGAUGAAGGUAUAACUUUAUUUAAUGAAAACAUGAAAGUCUGUGACCGGAAGAAGGCUUUCUCGUAUGUUGUAUCAAGAACGCUUUUGCAUGAGCAGGUUUUUUUUUUCAUACAUUUCAAUACGUGCGCCGCAUCUCAUCUUUUGGCCUACCUUAACGAUAUCGUAUUCAAAUCUCCAGGGGCUCUUAAACGACUGGUCGAUCAUGCAAUUGCUAAAUUCUUAGUUUAUGCAAACGAUCACCUUUUAACAGAAUUACUCUGUCGAAACGAAAAACGUUAUCCACAAGUAGAAGCGUUGAUCUCAUUCGACGGUAGUUGGACUGAGGAAUAUACAAUGGAUUUUGUUGCAGCCUUAAUAGAUGACUUAGAUGUAUCAAUGUACGGCUCAAAAAUGGGAAUUUUACACGGUGCAUCGGGACAAUGGUUGCUCAAUGUAACAAGCAGUCCUAGUCUUGCUUAUUACGCUAUAUCUAACUUGAGGAAUAUUUCAUGGCCCACGCAUUUAGAUUUCAUUACAACGUUGAAUGCAAUAUCCAAUUAUUUAAAUGAAACCUGGGAGACAAAAUGGCAACAUCAUACAAUAGGAAGCCUCGGUCAAGUGAUCGUGAUAUUAGCUCCAUUGGCUCAGUUCUCUGAAUCAGACCAGCAGACAAUUUUAAAACUAUUAAAAGAGAUGAAGCAUCUUCAUCCCGAGCUAUAUUUUUUAUAUUACGUAUCGGAAUACAAUUCACAUCUUUUUCAACCGUUUCUAUUAUCAGAGCAAGAUCAUUUAAUACUUGGCCCCGAUAUUGAUGCCAUUGCACAAUAUCUGUCACCGUUACCGCGAACUCUGAAGCCAGUAACUAUGUCGAAACUUGAUACAGAACCAGAAUUCAAGGAUGAAAUAGAAAAUUAUAUAAGUCCUUCUAAAUCAGUUACAUAUAUGUUACAUUCACAAUAUACAGCUGAUAUGAAGAUAACAAUUACAGUCCAUAAUUUUGGCUACGGAACGAUAAAAGCUUGUUUUUGGAAUCAAUUCGAUGGGGAAGAAGCUAUGGCAUGUCGACAGUUUGAUGCGCAUAAGGGAAUUAGCUUACUCAACAACUACCAAUGCAUUGAUACACGUUGUCCUCACAUAUAUCUUCGUAUACAAAACGCCACUUCCUUUAACAAAUGCGCAGAAAUGGAAUGUAGAUCACCGGAUCAAGUGAGAUAUAUCAUAAGGAUGCAAAAUACAUACAACUCUGCGGAAAAAAAGAUAUCUCUAAAUGUAUUUGUAACUUUUUACUUAUAUUUACAAUUAGUUAUAUUUAAUAUAUAACGAUCUUGCUUAAUCAAAUUAAAGCGUCUUAAGAUAUCAAAA
This is a messenger RNA of Vollenhovia emeryi, 2543 nucleotides long. RefSeq lists its product as uncharacterized. The record is from RefSeq and is a predicted model, not a curated record. Lineage: Eukaryota; Metazoa; Arthropoda; Insecta; Hymenoptera; Formicidae. The coding region runs from base 105 to 2501 and encodes 798 amino acids. The transcript has 14 exons.